Zymoseptoria tritici IPO323 is the source of this 1425-nucleotide messenger RNA. RefSeq lists its product as uncharacterized. The transcript has a single exon. Lineage: Eukaryota; Fungi; Ascomycota; Dothideomycetes; Mycosphaerellales; Mycosphaerellaceae. The coding region runs from base 50 to 991 and encodes 313 amino acids. The record is from RefSeq and is a predicted model, not a curated record.
CCUGGCUGCUUUCGACCAUGGUAGAAGCUCGACGCCACCUCAGGCUGCUAUGGCAGAUGUGUUCGAGGAAGAGGAGGAAGACGAGGCCGCUGCCAACCGCAUGGUCCGACCAGACAGCCCGCAUGCUUGCAGCGUCGAUGAUCAUUCGGCAUUGGGAGUUCACCUCGUUGAGACGGCAGAUUUUGCUCUCACGGACGUCACCGCGACGCCAAGUUUAGACGACGGCUGGGAGAUUCCCGCCUCGUCAUACUCAAGCCGGAGUCCUCAUCUGUCAGCACCUAUGCUCGAGCGACGCCCAUCAUCCAUCAUCGAAGAUACCAUUCCCGAGGAGUGCAGUCCAGUCGAGCCCGCAAUCGUCGAGUCCUACGAAGAGCCCAGAGCGUCUUCGCUUACGAAAUCAUCCGACAGCAGUGAAGCUUCCACUAUUUUGGGAGCACCCAUUGACAUACUAGCUCUGCCUGUUGGCCAUACCUGCGAGAAGACACACGAGACGUACAGUUCGUCGGCAUUCUCCUCACCGGAUUUCAAUCGCCGACAGAGCUCAUUCGACACAUCUCGCGUCGGCACAUCAGCAUCCUCCAUCACGGACAAUCGCACCAUGAGCUCUUACACCACCCUCGACCACUCGCAUGAAGUCCGCGGGUCUGUCGACGAUGUUCCAUCCCUGACCAGCAGUCGCUCCACCAUGUUGAGCAUGCUGCAUGCGAAUCUGUCGCGGCGCGAUGUGGGCGGCAGUCGGACACCGUCGGUUAAUUCGAGCUCUCAGAACUUGGCCUCUGCACAACAGCGCAAGCGUUCUAGCAUUCACAGCUUGUCGCAAUUGAUGGGAGGAACGUUUGGUUCCCGGUCGACCGGAACCGAAGAUGGUCGACCACGAACGUCGAUGUCUUCGGCCUUGACCGCAGGUCCCAAGAAGAAGGAGCAUCGGCUCAAGAAGCUCAUGUUUUGGAAGUCGAAACAUCGACAAUCCGGCACCUCGACUUCAACAUAGAUGAUAGCAUCUCACCGGCAGCACGGACUACACAAGUCCGCGCCCAUGUUUCUUUUUACGACAUACUUAAUUGACGAGCGUUAUGGCAUUUCCCAAGGUCGCAUUCGGCGACUCACGAGCAAGGGAGGAGACGACGUUUUCUGUUGGAUGAGGCACAACCAUUUCACGUACGAGAGAGCGGCGAGGAGGAAGGCGUUGACAUUUGGCUGGAGUUUCGAGGAUUACGUAGACGGGAAGAAGUUCACGACUUCGGGCUGAUGGGAAGGGUAUGAGUUUUCAUUUCCAUGCACGGACGGGCGGACUGGCACUUUUACUCAUGGUGUCUUGAAAGGCAGGCAUCAGUCGGAGGAAGACUUGAUAGGAACUCGCCACGAGCGAUGUGGACGCACAACUAGCAUACAUAGAACGCAAUUGAUGAACCAUUGUGUUUGCAG